AUGGCUGCUUCAUCUGCAUCUAUGCUUGAGAAUCAGCAGAGUGCUGAUGUGGCUUCUUUUGGGAGUGCUGAUGCUGCUUCUCCCAGAAGGAACCGAAACCGUCCCGGACAUCCAAAUCCGGAUGCUGAGGUUGUUGCGCUUUCUCCUGAAUCUCUGACGGCCAAGAACCGUUUUGUAUGUGAGCUGUGCGACAAGGGCUUUCCAAGGGAACAGAACUUGCAACUGCACAGGAGAGGGCACAAUCUGCCCUGGAAGCUAAAGAAAAACACAAAUCAGGAGGUGCAGAAGAAGGUAUACGUGUGCCCUGAGAUUGGAUGUCCCCACCAUGAUCCAUCAAAAGCUUUGGGAGAUCUCACCGGCAUUAAAAAGCAUUUUGCUCGCAAACACGGUGAGAAACAAUUCAGUUGCAGUAGGUGUCACAAGAGGUAUGCUGUGCUUUGUGACCUCAAAGCGCACGGUAAGAUGUGCGGAACAAAGGAGUAUAAGUGCGAGUGUGGAUUUACCUUCUCUAGGCGUGAUAAUUUUAUCACCCACCGCUCCUUUUGUGAUGUCCUCGCUCAAGAGCUGGCUAGGCACACCGUAAACCCCUCACCCUUGAGCACUGCUGCUUCUAGCGUUCUUGCAAAUGCUGCUAACCCUGCCCCCGUUAGUCAGGGAUCGGCUGAGGGUUUAUUGUUUCAAGCCAACCAUCAGCAAUUCGCGUCUCUUGUGCCGGUUGGAUCUGUGCCGGUCGGAUCUGCUUUCCAGCCCCUGCCCCCAAAUUUCCCUGUUGGUCCAUUUCCGGGGACAAAGCUAGGCUUUCCCAUAGCCUCUGAUUCUUCUGGGAUUCACGGCAUUCCAGCCUACCCUGCACCAACCAACAUGUUUAGUGCUGGUUUCAAUGGUGGUGCUAACAUGGUCACUGCUCAGAAUGACAUGGAUUUCAACAUCCACAACUCAUUCAGUGGUAUGUUGAUGAAUGUGGAGACUUCUGCUUAUAAUGUUCUGAACAGUGCCCCAUUUCCUCAAGCCUCCGCCCCUGCGUAUCUUCACAAGGGUGCACCGACUGCAGGUGAUCCCAACAGUGUCGUCAUGAUGAAGACUAUGGGGGGCUUUUCUGGUGCAAUGAAGUUUGAAAACUACGAGGGAGGUAUGGCAGCUGGAAUGCAUGGUGGUUGGGCAGGUGGUAACAACGGCUUUCAGGAUAUGUACAACGUCAAUCCAAAUGUUGGUGGGGGAUACUUAAGUGAUCAGGUGAAUGCUCCUUAUUAUGGUGGAAUGAUGAUGACUGAUGUGAUGAACUCUGAUGGGAUGUUUGUUGGUGAAUCAAGUAAGAGUGCUGUGGUACAGAUGUCUGUUCAAACUGAGUAUUGUGAUAAGCAUACCAGGGACUUUCUGGGAAUGGGAAACCUGGUGGACAGCUUGACUGGAACUGGAAUGGAGAAUGAUGGCUUUGGAUAUGGAGCUGGAACUGCGACGAAUUCUCCAGACAGUGAAGCCACCAUAUCAGCUGAGGCAGGGCCUUUUGUUCCCCGCCACCCAUCUUUCUAA
Daucus carota subsp. sativus is the source of this 1530-nucleotide messenger RNA. Its product is annotated as protein indeterminate-domain 7-like. The record is from RefSeq and is a predicted model, not a curated record. Lineage: Eukaryota; Viridiplantae; Streptophyta; Magnoliopsida; Apiales; Apiaceae. Gene Ontology annotation, cellular component: nucleus. The transcript has 3 exons. Gene Ontology annotation, molecular function: DNA-binding transcription factor activity. Bases 1 to 1530 code for a protein of 509 amino acids.